Molecule: messenger RNA, 2131 nt
Organism: Pomacea canaliculata
Lineage: Eukaryota; Metazoa; Mollusca; Gastropoda; Architaenioglossa; Ampullariidae
Product: 1,2-dihydroxy-3-keto-5-methylthiopentene dioxygenase-like
Exons: 5
Coding region: 254-820 (188 amino acids)
Molecular function (GO): acireductone dioxygenase [iron(II)-requiring] activity
Source: RefSeq, a predicted model, not a curated record
UCACUCUCCCGGUAAGUUAAGUUGAAGUUCGCUCUGCAAAACAAAUGUAACCGGCCCUGACACUGUUUUGACCUGAUUUUUAAAUUAGUUAAGCUCCUUGGCGAACCCGGAUACUUGCAACAAACAACGAGUAGUGCAUUUAAAGAGCUGAGGCCGCAGUGCACAGUCAGAGGAGACGAAGCGAUCCAGCGCGUGCCGAGUGAUAAGAAGACUCUAAUGUCACGUCGUUCUGUGUCUGGUCGUCGCUAAUCAGAUGGAAACGACGAUGAAUCAGCUGCGAGCCUGGUAUCGCGACAAUGUCGCCGACGACCCCGUGGGUCUGCACCUCACCAACCCGCCUCACUUCUUGUCUGCGGAGGAGGUCAAGCUGAAUUCAGGAGUGGAAUAUGAAUUUAUUGCCGACACCGAAGAUCAGGCAGAACUCGACAAACUUCGCAAAGGAUGUUCACACUACGAUUGGCUGGAUUUCUCCAAAGACACAGGCACCAACUUUGAGGAGAAUAGGGUGAAGUUCGCCCAGGAACACCUGCACGCCGACCCCGAGAAGCGGCUGAUCACUGAUGGCGGCGGCUUCUUUGAAGUCCGGGAUCAAGAUGACCGCUGGAUUCGCCUGCACUUGAAGAAGGGCGACCUGAUCACUCUACCUGCAGGCAUCUACCACAGACUGUAUCUAGAUGACAAGGGCUACGUGAAGAUGCUGCGCUUGUACACGGAGACAACCGAGUGGGUGGCCCUCAACCGUGGUCCGGAAGCUGACCAGCACCCGGUCAGAGCCCAGUACCUCAACAGUCUUCACGAGAAAGUCAUCUCCGUCCAGUAAACAAUGUGUCGGCAGCCGAUGCAAGACGAAUGUCUACUUCAACUUGCCUUUGAAUUUUUGUUCAGUUUGUUCCUGGUGCCACAGAUAGGUUGUGAAGCAAGUUUCUUGUUUCUUGCCAAAUUGAAAAAAAACCCACGUAACUCGUUUAAGCUUAAAUAUAAAUAAUUGAUAAGAGCUAUUUUUGACUGUGGUGAAAAUCUGGGAACGAUGGUCAUAGUGAUCUUGAAGCGAUGACUUUUUAUAUGCAAAAUUUUGCAGGAAAGCAGCAAAUGCUUUCAAAUGCACUUGAACUUCAACAUCUACUUAUCUUUCUUUGUUCUAUAUAGUCUUUGUUCGUAUUCUCUUUUCCUUUUUUGAAGGUAUGCUUUCUCUCACAAUGUCGUCAAGCUUUCAUCAAACAAAUUCGUUUAAUAAUUAAUAAUUUUCUUACAUUAAAUAAUGAUUAAAUUUUACAAAGGACCGGUUUUUUUCCUUAUAAUUUUGCAGUUGACCUAUCAUAAUGGAGAGCAUGAAAAUAGCUUAUGGUAUUCAUGAUAGUCAAGUACAUGAUGAAUCACAUGGAAAGUACGUAGUAAUAAUCCCUGAGUUUUUAAAGACACAUUUCGCACUUGUAUUCUUGUAUUGCAAACACUUUUUUUUAUAAAUUCACCUAGUCAUUGACCUUUCAGUGUAUAUUUUAUUUUGUUUAUUUUUAAUACUUAUGAAUAUUUCUUUUGCCUCUUAAAGAUAAAUAUGUCAAGUUUUAAUAUUAAUUUUUCGAAUUUUCUAUGACAUAAGCUCGGGGAAAGGAGAAAGUAAAUUUCCUUUUAAAACGAACUUAAUUACAGCAGAGACAAAUGCUAUGAUUUAAGACUUUAUGAAAUUGUUAAGGUAUAUUUUUUACGAUUUUUUACCGGUACUUUUGCUAAUACAGAAAAGCUUGAAAAUUUGUCUUGCAUGUAUGCAACGCAAUAUAUCAGCUCUUUUUCUAACAGAAAUUAUUUGUGAAAAUAAUAAAAAAUAAAAAUGCAUAAAUUAUAGUAUUGUGUUGUGUAAUGAAAUUAAUGUUUAAUAUUUUUGAAAGCAGCAUUUGCUAAUAUAUGGGUGGUAUUUUAUCGCACGGGGAGAGGAAAGAGACUCCUCUGUGCUUUAAUGAAGCAAGUAGCCGACUGUAUGUUCUUGGGAGAAAAAAAUAGGAUUCUUCAUCCGGAAUUGUUCAUCUGAACCCUUUCCCUCCUCGCUCGCUGCUCCGGGUGUUGCAGAGACGAGUGCGAAACACGAAAACAUUACCUAAUGUAUUCUUUUUGUACAAAAAUAAAAUCCACAAUCGAC